UUUUAUAAAGUCGACCAACCCUCACCUAAUGUCAAAAGAACCCGCAGCAGGGACCAGCUCCUCAAAGAAACAGUCACCAAGAAGAGAAUACCCACCGUCCCCUCACCGCCGCGUCCAUCAGCAACGAUCUGCAGCCAUGGCAAUGGCUUACAAGAUGGCGACGGAGGGGAUGAACGUGAAGGAGGAGUGCCAGCGCUGGUUCAUGGAGAUGAAGUGGAAGAAGGUGCACCGCUUCGUGGUGUACAAGAUCGACGAGCGGUCGCGCGCCGUGCUGGUGGACAAGGUCGGCGGCCCCGGGGAGGGGUACGAGGAGCUCGUCGCCGCGCUGCCCGGCGACGACUGCCGCUACGCCGUCUUCGACUUCGACUUCGUCACCGUCGACAACUGCCAGAAGAGCAAGAUCUUCUUCAUCGCCUGGUCACCCACCGCAUCGAGGAUAAGAGCCAAGAUUCUGUACGCGACGUCGAAGCAAGGCCUGCGGCGGUUGCUGGACGGGAUCCACUACGAGGUGCAGGCCACGGACCCCUCCGAGAUGGGCUUCGACGUCAUCAGAGGCCGCGCGCAAUGAGCCGCGCUGCUCUGCUCCUGCCUCUGCGUUGCCAACGAGAGCGCUAGGGGUUUUUGGUUUUCUGUAUGUGCGCGUGCCUCCCCUUGCACUACUCACUGUUACGGCCGGAUGCUAAUUGGCGUUGGUGUUCUGAUCCCUCGUAGCGUUGACGCGAUACCUCACGAGGGCACGUUGUGAUUUCAAGUCUGGUUGUGUUGUUUGGUCUUUGGUGUUUGGAGAGUUGGAGUGCGGUGUGCUGGUGUAAUUGAGUAGAAGAAGCUGAAGGAGUGGCAGCGGAUUAAUGAAACGUCCAUAUCUGUGACGUAGAAUUCCACUGAACUAUGCUCCAACAUACGACAAGGUGCUUCAGAUUUGCUCUCAUCCGGUGGAAAAAAUUGUUGCCUUUAA
Molecule: messenger RNA, 955 nt
Organism: Phragmites australis (common reed)
Lineage: Eukaryota; Viridiplantae; Streptophyta; Magnoliopsida; Poales; Poaceae
Product: actin-depolymerizing factor 5-like
Exons: 3
Coding region: 29-568 (179 amino acids)
Biological process (GO): actin filament depolymerization; actin filament bundle assembly
Cellular component (GO): cytoplasm; actin cytoskeleton
Molecular function (GO): actin filament binding
Source: RefSeq, a predicted model, not a curated record